AUAAAGACCAUGGCAAGACCUCCACGACGAGAAGCAUCAACACGACACCAGCUUCGUCCGCUAUCCGCUUCAAAUUUCCUCAUCGCUCUCCCCAUCCAAGUUCCUCUCAAGAGCUCAGAAAUUAUCAAUAAUGCGAACUUCUAUUUGGUCCUAUGCCUUGAUGGCCGCCGGCUCCUGCCUGGCUCAAGGUGAUCUCGCCGGACUUCUCUCUUCCCAAGAAGACCUUAGCACGUUGCUCGAGCUGGUCAGCCUCGUGCCUGGACUUGCGGACACACUCGCCGCUGCUUCGAACAUCACCAUCGUAGCACCGACGAACGCAGCUUUCGACGCAGUACCGAGGAAUGUUCCAGAAGGCGAGGCAAUCGAACAGAAGAACGACUCUAUUGCUAUUGGAGCUUUGCUCGCGAACCACGUCUUCAAAGGAGUCUACCCUUCGGAUAUCAUCACCGAUGUUCCUACUUUUGCGCAGACAUUGCUCAACAGCUCAUAUAUCAUUCCCCGACAGCCUUUCUCGAAUUUUACUGGAGGUCAAUAUAAUGGGCUUGUGAAGAACGGAGACGAUGUGUGCAUUCUAUCUGGAGAGCAAACCAUUUCUACCGUUACUCAAGCUGACAUCAAAUUGGGCGACGGUAUCACAAUCCACAAGAUCGACACAGUCCUGUCCUUUGGCCCACCCCUCCAACUCUAUACCUACCGAGCUGGCUACUUAGCUAUGAACGCUGCGCUCGAGGCUGCAGAUCUCGGCAUCGAUAUUGGCCUGACCGGAGCAGAUGAGAAGGGUCUGAAUAUUUCUGACUUCACCAUCUUCAUUCCCAAGAAUGAUGCCCUUUCUUCCAUCGGCUCGGUACUCGAAACCGCAGACAAGAACACCUUGCAACAGGUGCUGAAAUAUCACAUCAUCCCCAAUAACGUUAUCUUCUCACCAUCGCUCGGAAACGUCACGAUUCCCUCGCUUCAGGGUGACAACUUGACUUUCACUGUUCUGCCAGACGGUUCGGCUUGGGUCAACAACGCAAAGAUCACGUUCGCCAAUGCCAUUCUGUACAAUGGUAUUGCCCAUGAGAUUGACGCCGUGCUGAAUCCCGGAGAUUUCGACCGCGCCUCAUUGAAGCCGUCCGCCCCCGCAUCCGAACGCAUCGCCUUUCCCAGUGCAGCCGCAGUCCCGAUUUCUGAGCUACCCUUCAGCAGUAUCGCAUUCCAGGGCGACCAGGAGACGUAUACCAAGACACCUGCGCUGCUCCAGACCAUGAUUGCUGUUCCUACUUCCACCUCUGGUGCUGCCACCACGGGCGCUGCUACCGGAACACAGUCAACCCCGACCCCAACUGGGGCAGCAGAGUUCCCCGGUGCCGCUAACAGCCUGUUCCCUCAUGCUGUCAUGGCAUUGCCUGUUGCGAUCGGUGCGGCUGCGGCUCUGUUAUGAAGACUGACGCGUCCGGGAGGUCUCUAUGUUGCCGGCGUAGCAGACGAUGAUAAAGUAUGAUGCUACAAGAGACAGCGCGAAGGCGAGGGCCCAUGGUGAUUUGAUGGUGGUAGUGGUAAUAGACUUUGAUAUUCGGUUUCUGUCGCUGAGAAAGGGCAUGAUCGGUGUUGGUAAGGAGUUCUGUAAUAUACUGAUGUGGAUAGCG
This is a messenger RNA of Paraphaeosphaeria sporulosa, 1628 nucleotides long. RefSeq names its product FAS1 domain-containing protein. The transcript has 3 exons. NCBI's taxonomy places the organism in Eukaryota, Fungi, Ascomycota, Dothideomycetes, Pleosporales, Didymosphaeriaceae. Gene Ontology annotation, cellular component: fungal-type vacuole membrane. The record is from RefSeq and is a predicted model, not a curated record. The coding region runs from base 131 to 1423 and encodes 430 amino acids. Gene Ontology annotation, biological process: macroautophagy.